Messenger RNA from Haemonchus placei, 204 nucleotides. The record is from the annotation of a GenBank genome assembly. Lineage: Eukaryota; Metazoa; Nematoda; Chromadorea; Rhabditida; Trichostrongylidae.
GAGAAGUUGAAUCCUUAUACUGGUUUCUUCUCUAAGAUUUCUCCUGGAUGGUGGUCCUUGUUGAUUUUACGGGGCCUAUGCUACAUGACGCCAAAGUUUCCACUGGCUCAAAGCCGUCGAGAAGAGGUAGUCGAAUAUGGUCCUCUUAGAGUGACUGACUUUAUCCUUGAACGUCUAGAGGAUGUCACAAGAACAAUGGAUUAG